Molecule: messenger RNA, 2294 nt
Organism: Homalodisca vitripennis (glassy-winged sharpshooter)
Lineage: Eukaryota; Metazoa; Arthropoda; Insecta; Hemiptera; Cicadellidae
Product: alanine--tRNA ligase, mitochondrial-like
Exons: 11
Coding region: 49-2283 (744 amino acids)
Biological process (GO): tRNA modification; alanyl-tRNA aminoacylation
Cellular component (GO): mitochondrion; cytoplasm
Molecular function (GO): aminoacyl-tRNA deacylase activity; alanine-tRNA ligase activity; nucleic acid binding
Source: RefSeq, a predicted model, not a curated record
GCAGAUGGAAGCCUAAGCUCUCUCCCUCACCACCAUGUGGACACCGGUAUGGGAUUUGAAAGACUGGUUGCUUUUCUGCAAAACAAGAGCUCAAACUAUGACACAGAUCUUUUUCUGCCUCUUUUUAAUUCUAUAUCAAAGGUGGCAAAAGCUGCUCCAUUCCGUGGUAAGUUUGGAGUGCAAGAUGAAGGAGGUGUUGACACUGCCUACCGAAUACUGGCAGACCACAGCCGUAUGGUCACAGUGGCAGUAGCAGAUAACAUGUUCCCAGACACCAACCAUAAAUUAAGGAGAGUGCUUAGGAAAGCAUUAUUGGUUGCAGAAGACUCAUUUAAGAUGAAGAAUCCAGCAAAGUUGGUGAAAGAAGUUUGUAACUGUGUAGCAGAAAUUUUGUCACCCACCUACCCGGAAAUCGGAAUAAACUUGAAUAAGGUUCACCUGGUUGUAGACCAUGAGUGGGAAGUACUGCAAGUGGUGAGGGGCGGGGCAGCGGCGACAUGGCGCAGUGUGGUGCAGCAGGACUCUCGUGUGGCGCAACUAUCGGACUGCAUGGCGCCAGGUCUGACUGCGGCAUACAGAGAACUGAGUAGUCUCCCCGCACACUCUCCCGUGGCUGGAGACUUAGCCUUCCGCCUCUACGAUACCCAUGGUCUCCCCCCAGACCUCAUAGAAGAGCUGAGCCAAGCCCUUGGUCUAGAAUUCGAUGAAAACGCGUUCAAUGCAACACUAGUUGAGGCAAAAGCAAGAACUUUACAAUCUGCAAAGCCAUCGGAGAACGCAGUCGUCUCCAAUUCUUGCUUAGAACGGUUGAAGCAGACCAUCCCGCCCACAGAUGACACUGCAAAAUACAAUUACUGUUGGUCAGUGAAAGAUGGCUAUGUGUUCCCGAAAGUGGAUAGUGUGGUGCAGGCAGUGGUGAGGGGUGGAGAAGUGGUGAGUGAGGCCAGGGUCGGGGAGAGAGUGGGGCUAGUGGUGGAUCGGACGUGUCUGUACCAUGCCGCAGGAGGACAGGCUGCUGACAGAGGGUUGCUGGAAGGGGAGGGGUGGACUAUGGACUGUGACACACUGCUGAGUUGUGGAGAGUACCUCGUUCAUUUUGGCACUCUCAGGGGGACGGAAGAGGUGAAAGUGGCGAGUGGGUGUCCAGUAAGUGUGUGGGUGGAAACGGCCAGGAGGCUGGCACACAUGAGGAGCCACACGGCCACCCACUGUCUAAACGCGGAGUUACACCGCAUGUUCGUAGCCACGCAUCAGACUGGCAGCUCUGUCACCGAGGACCACCUUACUUUUGAUUUUGCCACUUACGGGCAACACUUCAACAAGGAACAUGUUAUGGAGCUGGAGAGAAAAGUCCAGGAGGUGAUAAAGUCGAGGUUGCCAGUAAGGAGGACCACAGUCUCCAGUAAUGAGCUGACCCUCCUGGACAAUGUGACACUCCUGCCAGGGGAAACCUACCCUUCAGAGGGCAUCCAUCUCAUCCAGAUAGAAAGUGACCACUUUGUCUCCAAAGAGGCCUGCUGUGGGACUCAUGUUCUCAACACUGCAGACAUCCAGGACUUCUGUGUCAGUUCGGUCAAAAGCCAAGGAUCGGGAGUCAAGUCGCUGAUGGCUGUGACCGGUGCGACCGUGCAACAGGUUCGGCAGGAUGGUCAGGCAGUCUUACGUGAUGUUGCUGCAGUGCGUGAGGAUAUCAGUACUGCGGCGAGUGACAAUAACACGAAGUUGGAAGAACUGGAGAGUUCAUUGCAGUCAAUGAAAAGGCAAACAACAGAGCUUUUGAUACCUUAUGCUGACCGUGUAGAAGCAUUGUCACAAUUGGAAUCUGCAGCCAAAUCUUUGAAGGAAUCUGCCAGAGUGACUCUGAGGCAGACUGUGGAGAAGGAAAUUAAAGAAGUACUAAAAUCAAUAGCUGAUGACACUGGAUGCCAGUUCCUGGUGUACUGUCUGCAGACAACUUCUCAGCUGGACAGCAUCCCCCUGCAGAAGGUGACCAGGAUGUGUCCUCUACACCUGCCUGUUCUUAUAUUCGCCUACGCUGAGGGCCAACUCAAAGCUAGAUGUUGUGUACCUCAGGCUAGGGUAUCACAUAAUGCCAAUGCUGAGACGUGGAUGAAGCCUGUGGUGGAUGUAGUAGGGGGAAGUGGCGGGCCACCACGAGGUCAAGAUCCCCGCCUCGUCUUCAAUCUGAAACCCAUUCACAUCCCUCCUUCUGAUGUUGAUAGAAUCGUCAAGCUGGCUCUAACUGAAGCCAAUCAAAUGGCAAUUAAACUAUUUAAUGAUUAACUGUAGCUUAA